AUGAAAGAUGAAGAAAUCCAAGCCGCCACGGCCUCGGAACCCCUCUCCCUAGAGGAAGAAUACGCCAUGCAGCAGAGCUGGCGCCUCGAUCCCGACAAACUCACCUUCAUCGUCUGCGCGCCGCUGUCUGCGUCUGCGUUCCGCGCGGGACAGGAGGAGGAGGAGCGCACCCAGGAGCAGCAACCGGCAAAGAGUCCCUGUCUCCAAGACGAGGAUGAUGCCCCCGCGCGGAUGCUCGGCGACAUUAACCUCUUUCUCCGCCUCGAGGACGAUGAGGAAGGGGCGGGCGCGCCGCAGCUGGUCGGGGAGGUUGAGCUGAUGAUUGCGGAGAAGGCGAGCCAGGGGAAAGGUCAUGGGCGUGCGGCGCUGCUGGGGUUUCUGCGGUAUGUGGUUGAGCAUGAGGGGGAGAUUCUGCGGGAGUUUGCGGCGUUGAGUGUGAAGAUCGGGAAGGGGAAUGGGCGCAGCCUGGCGCUGUUUGAGAGUGUUGGGUUUGUGAAGGUGAGUGAGGAGCCGAAUUAUUUUGGGGAGUUUGAGCUGCGGAGGACGGAUUUGGGAGGAGAGAGUGUACAGGAGGCAAUGGGGAGGGCUGGGGUGUCUGGAUAUACGGAGGUUGUGUAUAAGAGGGCACAAUGA
This is a messenger RNA of Aspergillus clavatus NRRL 1, 633 nucleotides long. RefSeq lists its product as uncharacterized. NCBI's taxonomy places the organism in Eukaryota, Fungi, Ascomycota, Eurotiomycetes, Eurotiales, Aspergillaceae. The transcript is spliced from 3 exons. Gene Ontology annotation, biological process: protein acetylation. The record is from RefSeq and is a predicted model, not a curated record. Bases 1 to 633 code for a protein of 210 amino acids. Gene Ontology annotation, molecular function: N-acetyltransferase activity.